Gadus chalcogrammus (walleye pollock) is the source of this 2856-nucleotide messenger RNA. It is a transcript of the gene cth, whose product is annotated as cystathionase (cystathionine gamma-lyase). The record is from RefSeq and is a predicted model, not a curated record. Gene Ontology annotation, cellular component: cytoplasm. The transcript has 12 exons. Gene Ontology annotation, biological process: transsulfuration. Bases 158 to 1384 code for a protein of 408 amino acids. NCBI's taxonomy places the organism in Eukaryota, Metazoa, Chordata, Actinopteri, Gadiformes, Gadidae. Gene Ontology annotation, molecular function: cystathionine gamma-lyase activity; pyridoxal phosphate binding.
CGAAGGGAGGUACCGCCCAAUGCACGUUGAGAGCCUUGACUCUUUCCACCGCCGCUCCUAGAUCCGCACCGGCUUGACGACGUAACAUAUUGCAGCAGACCGUUAGGUUUUCCGCAAAACAGGGUUUAUUGGCUCCGGUGGGCUGUUGAUCCUUAACAUGGCUACCGCGCAGAAAGAGAGCGAACAGAAUGAUUGUCACGCCGGCUUCCAAUCAGCUUUUAAGUCAUUCGCAACAGUUGCGAUCCACGUUGGCCAGGAGCCAGAGCAGUGGAAGUCCAUGGCAGUAGUACCCCCCAUCUCUCUCUCCACCACGUUCAAGCAGUACGGACCCGGGAAACACGCUGGCUUUGAAUACAGCCGGAGCGGGAAUCCCACUAGGAACUGUUUGGAGAAGGCUGUGGCAGCACUGGAUGGAGGAAAAUACUGUCUUGCUCUUGCCUCUGGACUGGCUGCCACCAUGACCAUCACUCACAUGUUGAAGUCCGGGGAUGGUAUUGUUUGCAUGGACGACGUGUAUGGAGGGACGAACCGCUACUUCCAGAGGAUAGCUACUGAACUCGGUUUGAAAGUGGAUUUUGCUGAUUGUACACAACCGGAAAAGCUGAAGGCAGCUCUUAAGCCCAAUACUAAGCUUGUAUGGAUCGAAACUCCCACCAACCCCACCAUGAAGGUAGUUGACAUCAGGGCCUGCAGUGACCUCGUCCACGAACACAACAAGGAUAUCGUGGUGGUAGUGGACAACACUUUCAUGUCUGCCUAUUUCCAGCGCCCCCUGGCUUUGGGAGCUGACAUUUGCAUGUACUCUGCAACAAAAUACAUGAAUGGCCACAGUGAUGUCGUCAUGGGCCUGGUGUCGGUGAGCAGGGAUGACCUGUAUGAGCGACUUAAGUUCCUACAGAAUGCCCUGGGAGCCGUGCCCUCCCCCUUCGACUGCUACCUGUGCAACCGUGGCCUGAAGACCCUGCACCUUCGCAUGGAGCAGCACUUCAAGGGGGGCUUGGCCGCCGCCAAGUUUCUGGAGGCGGACCCCAGGGUGGAGCGAGUCAUCUUCCCAGGCCUGCCCUCCCAUCCGCAGCAUGACGUGAUGAAGAAGCAGUGCACUGGGUGCCCGGGAAUGAUCACCUUCUACAUCAAGGGCCAGCUAGAGCACGCGAGUGCCUUCCUCAGCAACCUCAAGUUGUUUUCGAUUGCUGAGAGUCUUGGAGGCUAUGAAAGUCUAGCAGAACACCCGGCGAUAAUGACUCACGCGUCCGUACCGGAGAAGGAGCGGGAAGUGCUUGGCAUCAGUGACACCCUGAUCCGUCUCUCUGUGGGGCUGGAGAACGUGGAGGAUGUCAUCAAGGACCUGGAUCAGGCCCUGAACGCUGCACAUCCCAAGCAGUGAACUACUUCCCAGAGUGCCAUCAUGAUUGCUGGAUAGUUGGCCAGCAGCAAGAAAUGGGGAAAUGACGAUGCGUUAUGAAAACCUUGAGUGAGCGAACUCGAUGGCACCUCAACGCAGCGGCAGGACAUCGGUUGGGAUGGAUUUAUCAGGGACUAAUGGGAACUAUUGAAGUUGCAUAUGAUAUACUUACAUUCUGUUAAUAAAUACACAUCAUUUUUACUGAAGUUAUGUUAAUUGCGGGUUCUAGUAGUUGGUCUAGGGGAGGACAUUGCCAUUUUCUAUACAUCCUAUGGUGCUUUUGCUUUUUCAUGUUUAUAUGUGGUUUAUUAUUAUUAUUAUUAUUAUGGAAUUAUGGAAUUUGAUUGGGCAGAAUGAAAUGGGGUCCUGUAUGGACUAAGCUGGUAUGUAAUGUUCCAGAGAGAAAAAUAAGACUCAAGAGAUCAAAUGCAAGGCAAACCUACUUUUGUUUAAGGUGUGUGUGUGUGUGUGUGUAGGAUUAAGUGUCUUCUAGUGGAAAGAAGAUGGCAGAUUUUUCAUGAAAUAUUCAAUUGUAUGUUUUAAUUAAUGUAUAAUCCAACGAUAAUAAGAAGUACCUACUGACACCUUACAUGCCAGUCCAGCGUUGGAGAGCUUAGGGGAGGGAAGACAGUUGUUUGCCAUCUGCAACCUCACCACUAGAUGUCACUAAAUCCUACACACUGCGAGAUACCUCUAAGAUACAAUACAUUGCAAGUUUUUGUCUAGCUGCUUGUAUAUCAAGACAAGCAGCACAAAGAUAUAAACUAGCUGGACUUAUCAAUAAAUAGUGAUCCACAGUACUGUUUGUUUGCUGAACUUUGUGUAUAACAACUUGAACCCCAGCCCUCUCAUGAACAGUUGAAAGGAACAUAUUAUAUAUGUUAUAUAUUAUGUAUAGGCUACUUUCAAUGAGAAAGGGUUUGAGUUUAAAAUAUCAAAUCCACAAAUUACAUCACGCCUCGCUUGUGCAAGACACUGUGCAUGUUUUCUAUUGGAUCUCUUACCCAUAAAAACUCUUCAGUACUUGAAGAAAAAAAUACAUUUAUUUGAGGUCAGAAACUGCUUAGGAGAUACUACAGUGGUCAAUUUGUUUUCAUUCUCCCUCUGUUUGCACGAGCACAUGCCUCAGUUUAAAAUACCCCUCAAGUGAACAAAAAAUCCAUUCAAAUUGCGGUGGAGUCCCCAUUUAGCCCCCAACUCCCUCUUGUAGAAACUAAGUCGUGGUAACGGGGAUUCAGCCUCUGUUACCUUGGGACAGUCAAUAUAGGCUACGGGCAAUCGGUCAUGGAGAAGCGUUGCUAGGGAGGCGGGCCAGGUUGUCUCAGACGGUUGGAAUGAGUUAGGCUUCGACUUGAAUACUUCUGUGUUAAGCUAGGGAUCGAGUUCUUUCCCAAAAGGCCAAUGAUCAGUUUCUAAAGAUUUGGGCGACUGCAAUUUUAAUAACUUUCACCUUU